Messenger RNA from Haliotis rufescens (red abalone), 967 nucleotides. RefSeq names its product deoxyribonuclease-1-like. The transcript is spliced from 8 exons. The record is from RefSeq and is a predicted model, not a curated record. The coding region runs from base 47 to 916 and encodes 289 amino acids. Lineage: Eukaryota; Metazoa; Mollusca; Gastropoda; Lepetellida; Haliotidae. Gene Ontology annotation, biological process: DNA catabolic process. Gene Ontology annotation, cellular component: nucleus. Gene Ontology annotation, molecular function: DNA nuclease activity.
CAACAUUCACAGACACAACGUUGACAAGGAACCUCUCUCAAGGACGAUGUUUCUAAGCGGCCUUCUCCUAGCCCUGUCUGCCCGCGUCUCCCCCUGUGCCGUCACUGUUCCCGAGGGUGGGGCGGACAAGCUGGUGGUAGGGGCAUUCAACAUCCAGGUGUUUGGCUUGACCAAGGCUGGGAACACGGUGGUGAUGAACAACAUAAAAAAGAUCAUGCUGGCCUAUGACGUCAUCCUGAUACAGGAGGUACGUGACAAAAGCGGUAAAAGCAUGCAGAAACUGCUCACCCUUCUCAACAGCAACUCGGAUGUGAAAUUCGCCUACAGUGCCAGUGCCAGACUUGGGAGAACGUCGUCGAAAGAACAAUACGUGUAUUACUACAAAACGGACAAGGUAAAGCUCAUCCGCACCGCACUGUACAACGACACUUCCGAUCUGUUUGAAAGAGAACCUUACAGUGUCCUCAUAGAGGUGGCGAGAACAACUGGGGGACCUCUGCGGAUGGCUCUGACCGGGGUGCACAUCAAGCCCUCAGACGCUGUGGGGGAGCUGGACGCCAUGACGGCAGUGUACACCGACGCCAAAGCUUUCUUCAAUACUGAGAACGUCGUCAUCAUGGGCGACAUGAACGCCGACUGCAGCUACGUGACGGCGACGGAGAGGAAGAAGUUGCGGCUGUUCACAGAUACAGAAACGUUCUGGUCCCUCAUCAAAGACAGCGAGGACACCACGACGGCCGCCAGCAGCUGCACCUACGACAGAAUCAUAGUUGCCGGAGCUGAGUUAAAGAGCCACGUGGUUGCCUUUGACACCGAGCACUUCGGAACUGAGUUCGGUCUCACCCCCAAGGAGGUGAAAUCAGUGAGCGACCACUACCCUGUCUGGGUGACGUUGAGCAUCGCCGUCAGCAACUAAUCCGACGCAGUUCUGUGCAAGUCUUAGCAAUGAGUCGCUUCUUGUGUUAAG